UAGCCCAUAGGAAGUGUGUAACCACUGACGUUUUCCUGCUGUAGCUGAGGAAAAUAUUUCCGUUCCCUUGGCUGCUGCAGGAGGAACAGCCUGGAUACAGAGACGAGGUGGAUAUUCCAACCACACUGUCACAUAUUGUAGAGUAUCUCUGUACGUCUGAACGUGUCUCCCAUUGAGCAGGCGAUAUUCUAGGAAACAAAUAGUGCUGAAGAACAUGUUUGCUAUUCAGAAACCUGAGGCCACCCCUCAUCAGUCACCUUUUCAUGAUACAAAAUCUUUGGGAAGCCUACCAUUCCCCAGCGAUAAAGAAAGGAAACAGGAUACAAAUUUCAACAUUUUGGAAGAAGUUUAUGACAAAAAUGAAAACUGGAGGCAGGAGAAGAAAGAAGAAGAAGAAGAAAGUAAAAUAAAGACAGAUGAGGAAAGAUCUUCUUUGGAAGAUAACAGAAGUCAUUUGAAAAAUAAGUCAAUUGGGCAAUUGAAGGUGGUCAGGUCUGAAGGUAUAAGUUUAUCGUCCUCAGAAGAAGAAGUGAGAAGCCCACCAGAGGGGGCAGAGAUUAUGGAGCUAGAAGGGGAUACCCCAGUUAAAGAUGCCAUAAAAGAAAGUGCUGAUUGGCCAGCUUCACCGUUAGAAGAUAACGGAUAUGCUAGCAGCUCCCUCAGCAUUGAUAGUCCAGAUAGUGUAUCUGGCAACAUAUGGGAAGAAGCAAGCGUCUCAGUACCUAAGGCUAUCCUACAAGAAGAUCCCGAAACAGAAGAAUCUGAGGUUGAGUCCUCAUCAGACUCUGAAUCACUUUCUCUUACGUUGACAGAAGCAUUCCAAAGCUUACAGGACAAGGAGAAGCUAAAAGAGAAGGAAAAAGAAAAACAUCAUGCACAACUCACCAUGUAUCGCCGUCUGGCCCUACUGAGGUGGAUCAGAAGCUUGCAGCAGAGGGUGAGAGAUCAGCAGAACAGGUUGCAAGAAAGCUUUGAUACUAUCUUGGAUAACCGCAAAGAGAUCUUAAGAUAUAUUCAGCAUGGUUGUAGCAAUAUGUCGAACAAGGAAACAGCGUGACAUAUCAACAGAACCAACCAUCAUCACAUCACCAGGGAGCAACCACCACAUCCUCAAGAUUUUACACUCCUAUCCCACCAGAGUGAACCUAAAGCAAACAAAGCAGAAGAUUCAAAACACAUUUCAUCAUUCAAGAAAUUAAUGCUGUUACCUUCACUGCUUUUACAUACCUCAGCCAGUCCAGUAGCAGGGUAGAGGGGAUAAUAUACAUAUUUAUUUAAUUGUGUUUUAUUGCAAAAAUGAAAUAAAACUACCACAAAGUA
Spea bombifrons (plains spadefoot toad) is the source of this 1320-nucleotide messenger RNA. It is a transcript of the gene C2H1orf216, whose product is annotated as chromosome 2 C1orf216 homolog. The coding region runs from base 215 to 1057 and encodes 280 amino acids. The transcript is spliced from 3 exons. Lineage: Eukaryota; Metazoa; Chordata; Amphibia; Anura; Pelobatidae. The record is from RefSeq and is a predicted model, not a curated record.